GGUGUGCUGUUUGCCCUUCUGGGCUGAAUAUACAAGAAAGGGAUUUGACUGGCCUUUCAGUGAAAGCCUGUGCAAAGUGACAUCAGCUGUUAUCUACAUGAAUGCGUUCUGUAGCAUUUACUUCCUUGUUCUGGUUAGCAUAGAUCGUUAUGUGGCACUGGUGCACCCACUUUCCCAUGAGAGGAUACGCCGGCCGUUUUAUGCCAAACUGGGAUGUCUGUUUGUGUGGGGUCUUGGCUUGGUCUUUGCUCUCCCCAUAUUCAUCUACAGGAAGUUAAAAUUCAACUCUCGGUUAAAUCUUACUCACUGUUCACUUAACCUAACUUUUCCAGAGCAAUAUCUGGCAUCUGAGGUGACAACCAUAACAUUCAGCUUCAUCGUCCCUGUUAUCAUUAUUUUGUUCUGCACUGUCAAAAUUAUUCAAACUCUGAGAAAGAGGCUAAUGGAGGUUUUAAACAUUCAGAAAACGGAUCAGAAGGCCACCACUCUCAUCCUGGCAGUUCUCCUGGCAUUCCUGAUCUGCUGGGUGCCAUUCCACGUAACAAAGAUACUAGAUGUGCUCCAAAACACUGGCAUUCUGAAAUGUCACAUCACACUGACCAUCGUCCAACAGAUCUCUACGUACUUUGCCUUCUUCAAUAGUGUCCUUAACCCCAUUCUCUAUGUCUUAGUAGGGAAAACUUUCCAGAAACGAGCAAAGGAACUCUUCAUGUUGUGGAACAAGACUCGAACAGCAUCUUUCAGCCGACUGUCCACACGCCUGACAAGUUUUAAAUUGUGAUCAUAGCUCAAAGUGAUAUGCGGGACUGCGAUCUUUUGGAUGUGUGCUGUGAUGGUUUACCCAGUUAAAUGGACAAUUAUUUACUCAGGCAAGGAGAAAAAUGUUGUUUUUGUAA
Pundamilia nyererei is the source of this 896-nucleotide messenger RNA. RefSeq names its product B2 bradykinin receptor-like. Gene Ontology annotation, cellular component: membrane; external side of plasma membrane. Bases 98 to 781 code for a protein of 227 amino acids. Lineage: Eukaryota; Metazoa; Chordata; Actinopteri; Cichliformes; Cichlidae. The transcript has a single exon. The record is from RefSeq and is a predicted model, not a curated record. Gene Ontology annotation, biological process: cell chemotaxis; calcium-mediated signaling; positive regulation of cytosolic calcium ion concentration. Gene Ontology annotation, molecular function: bradykinin receptor activity; C-C chemokine binding; C-C chemokine receptor activity.